ACUGAGUGCUAUAUUUGCAGUCACGAGUGUCCACCAGAUAGAGUUCUCCCAGUUCACCCGUUUAUAAAGCAUCAUGCAGGUGUUUGUGGUCCUGUUGUGGGCCGUACUGGGGCUGUGUGCUGGACAGAAACCAUGCUGUACCCCCGACCAAUGGGAGGGCACGAUACAGGAGCUGCAGGGAUUUCUGGUGGAUGACAAGUUAGGAACCGUGGACGGUAGUGUGGAGGUGUCGUAUGACUUCACCAACCAGAAAUUAGCACUUACCGAGAAUCUGAACGAGACCGGGUCUGGGAAUACCAAGCUCAGGGUUAUUCAGGACUACAAGAAGGGUAUGCAGUACGUCAUACAAGGCAACUCUUGUAUGGAGAUUGUCCUCAAAGGAUCAAUGAGAAAGCAGUGUAUCCCAGACAACGCCACCCACAUAGGAUCGUUUAGUUUGGGUGGGAUGGCAGCAGAAGGGCUGGAGUGUGACUCGUUCAUGACGACGGUAGCUGGGAACCACAACACCUACGCCAUUUCCGACAUGACUCGGGAUGGCUGCUACCCUGUCACACAACUCUCCGUCAAUCUCAUUAGAGAGCAUUCUACAGUGACCACUCAGGUAUUCACAGACGUGACGGCUGGAAUAAAAGACCCCAGCGUCUUCAUCCCACCCGAGCCACCAUGCGAUAAGGUUAUGUUGGAGGAUACUACAGAGCUUGGGUCCGACGUCCUCAAAAGAGUUCGCCAAACUUUCGAACAGUUCAUCUAGGAGCGCCCCCUGUCGGCUAUCCCAUAGACAAAACACAACGUUCAGCUGAUUUCAGAGGCAAACUCUGCGGGUUUAUUAGCAGUUUGAGCAAUAGGAGAUAACAGUCUCCGGGAUUAAACUUACACUGGGCCAGCUGGAACAAACAAACAAACAAACAAACUGAAAACAUACAGUCCGUAGGGCUUAAAUAGGUUCCACUGUAUAGUAUGCUACACAUAUUUUCAAGAGAACCGAUUUUGCCUACACUGUUUUGAAUGUAUGGCUACUCUAUUACAUUAAAUGUUUGGCUAAAACAGUCCACUUUACGUGACCUUUAACUUAAAGGUCAUGAAUAUCAGACGAGGUCAAAUUAAGCAAAUAAAGACAAGUACGUA
This is a messenger RNA of Branchiostoma floridae (Florida lancelet), 1125 nucleotides long. RefSeq names its product mammalian ependymin-related protein 1-like. Gene Ontology annotation, cellular component: extracellular region; lysosome. Bases 74 to 751 code for a protein of 225 amino acids. The transcript has 7 exons. NCBI's taxonomy places the organism in Eukaryota, Metazoa, Chordata, Leptocardii, Amphioxiformes, Branchiostomatidae. Gene Ontology annotation, molecular function: calcium ion binding. The record is from RefSeq and is a predicted model, not a curated record. Gene Ontology annotation, biological process: cell-matrix adhesion.